UGGCAACUGUGUACUGUGACUAAACUAUGUUUUCAUUUGGCGGUUGGUAGGUUGUACCAGCCAGUGUGUUUGGUGUGUGUAUACUGUAUAUGAAUACUGAAUAGCAUAAAUAAACUGAACUGGUGUAGUUUGUGGAGGUAUUGACGUAAACUUCUUAUAAUGCCAGCGAAUAGGAAAAUACCACAUAUUGCUAUACAAAAUGAUUGGAACAUUGCCUUGCAAAAUGAAAAUGGUACUGCAUGGUGUAGUUUCAAAUACAUUGGGGAAACUAGCAUACAGUGUACGAUUAAAAACGUAGGAAGGGAUGGGAAAGCAUUUGAAGUUACGCCUAAUGAACUCUCCGUUAAUAGGAUAUCUGCUACUGUAAUUCAGGUAACCCAUCCUGAAUCUAACACCGUGUGUUUCUUCAAAUCUCCUGACUCAGAGUUCGUGAACAUUCACAAGAAGAGCGUUGUUUCAUUAGAUGUUUCUCCUGGCGGUUUGGGCGUCUCCGUUUGUACAGAAAACAAGUUACUCGUUUGGGAGACAAGCACGGGAGAUGUAAGGCGUGUGCUGGAAGGUCAUGCAGGAGAUGUUUAUAAGUGUGCGUUGUUUCCUUCAGGAAUUGUCGUUCUCUCGGGCGGUGCUGACAUGGUGUUGAAAAUUUGGUCUGCAGAGACUGGACAGUGCCCUGUGACCCUGCGUGGACACACAGCAGCAGUGACAGACUUCUGCAUCGUCGACAAAGGAAAGAACAUUAUUUCUGUUUCGAAAGAUGGCACGGCGAAGCUCUGGAGCUGUGGACAGGCAGCAUGUCUUGGUACGGUUGUCAAGUUGGAUGGAGACAUAAAUUGCUGCAAUAUUUCGGUCGCAGAGGAGGGCUUGGACCUUGGAGAACGCACUGAUCCGUUGCAGGAACAUGAAGUUGGUACACAAAAUAAGAUUUUAUUGGUUGGAUGUGAAAGUGGCAUUGUUUGCUGCGUUUCAGUUUAUAGUAAGAAGAAAUUUUUCUCGGUUAAAAGCCCAUCUGCCGUAAAUAGCGUUAAAUUUCAUACAAAAAGUAAUGUCUUAGUUGGGUGCCAGGAUGGCAGCAUUCACCUUUACAACUUAAAAACAUCAGAAUGUAUCCUGACAUUAAUGGAAUCGUGUAGCCCUGUCCUCAGUCUGUUGACUCUUGAUAGUGGUGCUGUAUUUGUUGGCAGGGCUGAUGGCACAUGCAUAUGCUACAGGAGUGUUGCACAAGACAAUGAAUCUACUGCCAGAAGACUUCAGUUUACUGGUUCUGACUUUGAUCCUAUAUAUGGCAUUUGUUCUGAUGGCAAAAAAAUAUACACUGCUUGUCGUGAUGGUGUUAUUAGAAGUUAUAAACUUACAGGUGAAUUGGACAUGAUGUUUAAGAGUACUUAUACAUGAUAACAAUUCCUGCAAUCAUUAUAUGUUUGUUAAGUGUGUGGCUUUACUGCACUUACCUGCCUUGCAGGCUUGCCUGUUAACUUGACAGCUGCUAUUCUAAUUUUGAAGAAAAUAAUUAAAAGCUUUUAUAAUGGUGUGUGAAUCGUUUUUGUUCUGAUACAGUUUCCUUGGCACUGAAAAGGGGUAACAUUCUUUCUGCUAUGUGGGCAAAUUUUUAAAAUUUCGCACAUCAUAACAGUAGCUAAUGGAGGCACAUAAACGGGUUUUACAAUAACUAUGCAGUUUUGUCUGUGGACUCCUGAAUUGGAAUCAGUGUAGCGAGGAAUUACAGCAUAGUCAUUUAAUAUUUGUCUGGAAGUUCCACUUAAUUGUAUUGUCUAUAAGAUUUUAACUUAGAGAGUUCCUUUAUAGUAGAAAAUGCCUUCAGUCUGAAAUAAUGCUGCUUUAUUGAUGUACAAUGUAGUUUGGCCCCAAUGGAUCCAAAAUCAGGUGUGUUUGAAUCUUUCAGUAGUUUACUUGGUAAUGAAGUCAUAGAAAAGUUUUUCUGAGCAGUUGAAACUCACAUUACUUGUCAUUGUAUUGGUGUUCAAUAUUUAUCUGCAUUCACUGGUGCACAUAACUUCAUAAGAACACUCAGCAUCACAUUAUGUCAUGUAUACAAGUCAGAUGCCUUUUGACUGCUGUUAGGAACUGGCUGUGGCACCCAGCUUCUGUGACUUACAGCAAGUGAACAAGUUGAAGAAGCCAUGGACAGAAAUGUGUUGUAUACUGUAAUUAAGCAUUGACUACAUUGUCGUCUGUACUUGGUGUACUCAGUGCUGCUGCUUGCACAAUUGAGAACUGCAGGCAGAAUUCAAAUAGAAUAUUGAUGGCACCUCAUAAUGAUUAUGUUAGUUGUUCAAAGUAAACUUUAGCACUGUGUGUAUGAUUAGGUAGUGAUAGUCCAUGUGGAUGACUUCUAUUUAAAUGUUAUCAUGGAAAGUGCUUGGUGAAAUAUAAAUAAUGGAAGGAGUAGAUAAAGAUAACAACUUACUGUUUAGUUGAGGCAAGAGUGGGCAACACACACAUAAACAAGACUGAAAAUGUUGCCAAGAUUUUGGACCGUAUCAUCCUCCAGAACUAACUUCAGCAGAAUGAACGUAACCACACAUGCAUCUGAAUGGCUACACUUUCCCAAAAUAUUCAUUAUUGAUAUAGAAGUUUUGAUGCUGUUGUAAGUGCGUGUGUUUUAUUUAAGUAUGGUACUUCCCCAUCAGGUUCUUGGUGGUGCAGUCUGCUGUAAAUGAAACAGAGAUUUCAUCUUACAACACAUGUGCAACUAUGAUGUUUUUUCCAUGUGCUUCCUUCAUGGUAACAUCGCUUUCAACAUGUACAGAAAACACACUGUUAAUAUUU
Schistocerca cancellata (South American locust) is the source of this 2787-nucleotide messenger RNA. RefSeq names its product proteasomal ATPase-associated factor 1-like. The coding region runs from base 160 to 1392 and encodes 410 amino acids. Lineage: Eukaryota; Metazoa; Arthropoda; Insecta; Orthoptera; Acrididae. Gene Ontology annotation, molecular function: protein binding. The transcript has a single exon. The record is from RefSeq and is a predicted model, not a curated record.